AUGGCAUCAAGCAACCUUCCAUCUUCAUGGCAUUCCUCACCGGGCGACUCAUUCCACGGCAAGAUCACACCUGCAGGACCAUUCAAGCCAGAAAAGGACCGCUACCAUCUCUACAUCGGCUUGUUCUGUCCCUUUGCCCAUCGCGCGAAUAUCAUUGUCCAUCUCAAGCAACUGCACAAAUAUGCCGGUAUCGAGACGAGCAUCGUCAAACCUUAUCCAAAAGAAGACCACGAAAGCCGCCCGGAUGGCCUGGACGAAUCGCACUACGAAGGCGCAACAGAAGAGAAACUCUUCGGCUUCCAGUUCAUGAACCAAGUGUACUUCAAAGCAGACGAGAACUACAAGGGCAAAUACAGCGUUCCCGUUCUGUGGGAUAAGAAACUCGAUACUAUCGUCAACAAUGAGUCGCAUGAACUCUUGCGCGAUCUGCAGCAUUGCUUCGAUACACUGCUCCCUCCCGAGCUUCACGAGAUCGAUCUCUUCCCAUCAAAUAUGCAGAGUAAGAUCCUCGCCCUCGAAGAACCACUCCAACGCGACCUCAACACAGGAGUCUACAAAGCUGGCUUCGCCCCCGACCAAGCUACCUAUGAGAAGAACCUUCCACCUGUCUUUGGGAUUCUGGACUACCUCGAAGCCCUCACCGCUGCCAACGGAGGACCCUACAUCCUCGGCGAUACCCUAACAGAAGUCGACAUCCGCGUCUUCUGUACGCUUAUACGUUUUGAUGUGGUGUAUUUCCAGCAUUUCAAGUGUAAUCUCGGGAUGAUCAGGUACAGUUAUCCCCAUCUUGAUAAUUGGCUGAGGAGGAUCUAUUGGGAACAUGAGGCGUUUAGGGAGACGACGGAUUUCAGGCACAUCAAGGAGAAUUACACCAAGUCCCACAAGGGAGUGAAUCCGAAGGGCGUCACGCCAGUGGGGCCUUGGCCGAACAUACAGAAGGGUUUCGAGCAGGAUCUGAGCAAGCUUGAAGUUGGCAAAGUUGAUAUGCCGGAGGUUGUGGAGUGUGAGGAGAGGUUGAAGAAGGAGGUUCGGCUGUGA
This is a messenger RNA of Fulvia fulva, 1038 nucleotides long. RefSeq names its product Glutathione S-transferase omega-like 2. NCBI's taxonomy places the organism in Eukaryota, Fungi, Ascomycota, Dothideomycetes, Mycosphaerellales, Mycosphaerellaceae. The coding region runs from base 1 to 1038 and encodes 345 amino acids. The transcript is spliced from 2 exons. The record is from RefSeq and is a predicted model, not a curated record. Gene Ontology annotation, molecular function: glutathione transferase activity. Gene Ontology annotation, cellular component: cytoplasm.